CAGCACGGUAAUUCUACGCGAGACUUGAUCGUAGCAGAUCAUGCUGUUUUUGCGGAAAUAAUCAAAGAUAGGCAGCAUUGGGAUACGGUCUAACAGUAUAGAACUGACAUUUUAUACACAGUGAGUCUUAACGCUUGUCGUUUUUUUUUUCAUUUUUUUGUUACCUUUUAAAAUUGUGCAGAGACGAAAUUUGUUUCGGUCAAUGUUUGUAUAAUGUUCAGCAUAAGGUCGAACUUACACAAAUUGUAUGCUUAGGUGAACGGCCACAACCAGGAAAAGGGAAGUAGAUUAAAGAGAAGGGGACUUCACAUGCUGGAAUUUGUCAGUACAGUGACGUAUAUGUGUUUAGGGGAGCGUAAAUUACCUGUAGGGUACUUUCCGCUAGCUUAGGUACCGAGUCAUUUUACUAGGCCACCAACGCAACAGUAUUUAUAGAUAUAGAAUAGCACGACAUAGCGGUUAUAGUGUGUACAAACGAAAAACGCCAGUCACGAGAAAAGUAUUCAUUUGUUUCGCACUUAAAUGGAAGAUGUGCAUUGUUUUAAUGAAGCCUACAUGUUAAAGUUAUUGUUUGCUUUGUCUCGCUUUAAUUGUUCAAAUGAGUGCUAUAUCGACGCUUUUUAAAUACCAUAAGUCCAUUUCUCCAUUCCAUUGGCAAACACUUGAGCAUAGGGGGAUUUUAUCCGUUGCUCCACGCCGCAAUCAAUUGGUAUAUAAAGCUGAGUUUAACCAUUAACUAGGUCACAGACAGUGCGUCAAAACAAUAUAUGCUUCUUAAAGUUCGGUUAAUAUAAAAGAAUUGCAUACAGACAUUUUAGGCACAAUUGCAUUAUUAGUACACUCUUAAACAGCAAAAGUAAUAAUAAGCUACACGAAAUGGAAGAACUACAGCAAGAACCAAUACAAGUCAACAUUAUUGUAAAUAGACAUGAUAACAGAUCUACCGGCGUACACAUAGAACGAACAGAUCAGGUUGUUCAUAACGUUGAGCAGUCGACCGUGACAUCGACACCACCACUGAUAAAAGACGUGGAAUCCAACCAAGGAUCUUACUCGGGAUUUCUACAGAGCGAUGUUACGUCACGAAAACCGACAUUCGAAGAAAUGUUUUCUCCAGGCAUUGUUGAACUACUGGAAGACCGUAAAUACAGCGAAGCAUAUUGCGUAUCUCGAAAACGGAUGAAAAUCGACUCGGCUUUUAUCGGACCCCGGGAUCUUACGAUACAUUACGUGUGUUGUAUAUUGGUUGAAGAAUCUAACGAAGCGAUUCAAAUCAGAGAACAAUUGAAGACGACAAUUCAACAAAGAUCCGAAUUCACGGCAGCGAAGAUUAAAACACAUGCGGACGUUCUGGUAAGCAAAGGCAAAGUUAUGGAGGCUAUUUUGUUUUACCAAAUCGCUGCCGAGUUUUACGGAACUGAUUCGAAAGCAGCUUUAGUUGCAAUAACCAGUUGCGUGUUGGGAAUGAAAGAGUCCAUUGUGGGGAUUCUGCAAAAGAAUGAGCCAGAAAUAAAAGGCCUUAUUCAAACACAUGUGAUCCCGCUUAUGCGUGACAUGCGAGACCUGAUUCAGCGGUCGAAUGACGUCAGUGAGGGGGACCGCUGUUUGGAGGAAGUCCAUUGUUUACAUUAUAUUGAAUGCAGUGAGAGCUUUAUUGGGGCGAUGAGUCAACAAGAAAGUACCGUGAAUGAAGCAAUGUCUGCAAUGGAGAGGGUGUUCCAAGAGAAAGCUGAAACGUACGCAAUAUAUGGCCACUUACUGCACAGCCUCGGCAAUAACUACCUCCUUACCUCUCGGCCAAACGCAGCUCAUAAAUGCUUUGCCAAAGCUAUCCAAACUUACGAGACGGCCGAAGAUAUCAGCGCUGGUGAACGAAUUCAAGAAAUUCGUGCAAGUAAAAAGAAGCUGGACAAAGCACAGCGACGCUGUAGGUCAGAAUGAAACAAUAGGUUGAAGUUGUUUAACUGUUACGUCACCACAAAACAACAUUGUUAUGUCAUUAAAUGUAUGAUUUGUAAAAUACUCGUUAUUGUUACGUUGAGCUGUUCUAUCCUAUUUUAUUUUAUGGCUAAGGCCCAACGGUGUAACACGUCAUGGGUCUUGGGAUUUAUACGCCAAGUUGGCACAUUACUGCUGGGUUUAUUCGAUGUUGGUUUUUACUGCGUAUACUUGAUGUUGUUACUGUUUCAUAAAUUAUAAAUUAAUCAAACUGCAGAACAAAUAAAUUUUGAUAAUCUGCCUAAACAGA
Ciona intestinalis (vase tunicate) is the source of this 2248-nucleotide messenger RNA. RefSeq lists its product as uncharacterized. Lineage: Eukaryota; Metazoa; Chordata; Ascidiacea; Phlebobranchia; Cionidae. The record is from RefSeq and is a predicted model, not a curated record.